CUUUUUCUGUGCCGCGCUGAGCCCCUUUCCCUGCCGCGUUGCCCUCUCUCUUCAACCUCCAGCCGCUCCUCCCAUCUCACUCCACCACGCCCUCGGCUGCUUGCUCUGCUCGCCGCGCGCGCUCCUCCCUGCGCGCCGCUCAGCCUUGCCGUCGCCCUGUGCGCGUUCUUCUCUGCCAUGGCCGCGCCCUGUUCUCUUCAUCCUACGCCGCGAACCCCGCCGUGGACCUUCCCCGAGCUCGCCCCAUGGCGCCCGGCCGAGCUCCUCCCUGCCGUGUUCUUGCUCAGCGUCCAGUUUUCCUGCGCGCCGCGGUAUUCCUCCCCGAGCUCGCCCCAGCCCCCUGUAUCCCCCAUGGCCGAAGCUUCUUCUAGCUCCAGCUCGGCUCCCUCUCCCAUCGUCUUCUUCCCCGCUGGCAAGCUCUGCGAACGCCACCAUGCAUCUCUGGUGCUCGCCUCCUCCCAGCUCGGACUGCGUCCCCCUCUGCUCGUUCCCCAUGGCGCUCGCCCUCCAGCUGCGGUGCGCCCUGCUCGUGUUCUGGGUUGGUCCGGCCGUCGCAGGCUUCGUCCAGUGUCGUUCCCUGGCCCGCCGCGGUGUCCGUUUCCCUGCGCGUGCGCCCGGGUUCCUGCUCUCUGAUUGCCGCGCGCCCAGCUCGCCUAGUCUGCACGCCGAGCUCCUUCAUCACGGCUUCCUGCUUCCUCGUCAGCGCGUCUCUUUCUCUGGUCUCUUGUGUCGCGCUCGCCCAGAUCGUCGCCGUUGAGUUUCCUGUCACGCUCCCUCAGCUCACUUGCCGCGCUCGCCUCGGCUCCUAGUUCGACGCGCAAUUUUGGAGCUCUGCGCGAACGGCGCAUGGUCUGGUGCUCUGCGGCAAGCGCUUCGUGUGGGUGGUGUGGUUUCCAAACCACAUGAUGCGCUGGCUCGAUGCCCAGACCCCGGCCUCCGUCGUGCUCGUCUGCCUCAGCAGCAAGAACUGCUGCUCGGAGCAGCGGCAGCGACGCCCUCCUUUUUGUCGUGCUCACCAGAUCGGGCCUCAUGUCGUCGAUCUGUACAAUUCAUGUUCGGCUAUCGGUUUUUGCCGGUUGUCGAUUUCCUAUUCGCUAUGGUCAUCACGUCGGUUAUUCCUAUCCGAGCUAGCCUAGCUUGCCAGCCGUCGCGCCAUCUUUACCCGUUAGGCUGUGCGUUGUCUCGAUCACCUCGUUGUGUCGUCGUGGACUUGUCGGCGUACUGUUGUGGUACCUGGAUCACGCUCGCCUCAACUCGAAUAAGUCGUACUGCCAUCCUCUUCGUCGAAUGGAAAUCGUCGCGCUGGCACGUCGAGGUCGUCGAUCGCCAUUCUCGUCUACGCCAAGCCCCAAACAGUGAAGACACUCUGGUGCUGGCCACGCGUCACCAUCUCGACAAAAAGGAAUCCCACGGGUAUUUGGUCAAGAAUGGAAACUAUGUGCCUCGCUCGCCAGACGUGUGUGAUCAAUGACGUCAACCAGAAACCGUCAUCAUGCUUGCAACUAUCACGUCGAAUUAGUCAGGGUAAGUAAAUUUGUUAUUCGUGUUAGUGGAUUGAUGGAUGGACUGACUAGGUAUAAUAUUUAUUAGAUUGCCUGAGUCGCUUUAGUAAAUUGGUCGAUGUUGUAGGAUGAAAGAGGUCUCAAUAGGUCUCAGUGUUUGCGGGACUGUAGGUGUUAAAAAUCAGAAGUUUUAUUAAUAUAUAUGAUACACAGGUUAACCAGU
Zea mays is the source of this 1725-nucleotide messenger RNA. RefSeq lists its product as uncharacterized. Lineage: Eukaryota; Viridiplantae; Streptophyta; Magnoliopsida; Poales; Poaceae. The transcript has a single exon. The record is from RefSeq and is marked predicted. Bases 178 to 633 code for a protein of 151 amino acids.